This is a messenger RNA of Onychostoma macrolepis, 7495 nucleotides long. RefSeq names its product potassium voltage-gated channel, Shab-related subfamily, member 1 (gene kcnb1). Gene Ontology annotation, molecular function: delayed rectifier potassium channel activity; protein binding. The coding region runs from base 387 to 2891 and encodes 834 amino acids. The transcript has 3 exons. Lineage: Eukaryota; Metazoa; Chordata; Actinopteri; Cypriniformes; Cyprinidae. Gene Ontology annotation, cellular component: voltage-gated potassium channel complex; membrane. Gene Ontology annotation, biological process: potassium ion transmembrane transport; protein homooligomerization. The record is from RefSeq and is a predicted model, not a curated record.
GUUAAACGCCCCGUCUCUCUGCCAUUGGGCGGUGAGACUACGGAGAGCCAGCCAUCUGCAAGGAAAGCAGCUGUAGCCUUCACGCAAGAGACGUUAGACAUCAGUGAACGAAAACAGUGUGGAUUCACCCCAAGACUUGUUGAUCUUUUUCCAUAAACAAAAAGCGGAGCGCUAUGUGUAUGUCUGGAGAAGAAGAACGAGCUGCUGUCUACUGGCUUUAUUUAAACGGUGACGUUCCUGCGUUUUCCCUUAUUUAAAUGCUUAAUUUCACACCGCUGUCAGCAAUGAGUCUUCACAAAUUAAGCAGCUCAAAUAAAAUGAAACAGCUCGGAGAACCACUGGUAACACCGCCAAAUUCAUAGGGUAGUCUGCACAAAAAAACCAAAAUGGAUAAACCCUCCGCAGGAAUGAGUAAAGUUGGCUCUCGCUCGACAGCCUCUCUGCCCCCGGAGCCAGUGGAUAUAAUCCGGAGUAUGUCGUGCUACCGGCGUGUCAAACUCAACGUAGGGGGUCUGCCGCACGAGGUCCUGUGGAGAACCCUGGACCGACUGCCACGCACACGACUGGGCAAGUUACGAGACUGCAAAACCCACGAAUCACUCAUGGACAUAUGCGACGACUACAACCUAGAGGACAACGAGUACUUUUUUGACCGGCACCCUGGGGCAUUCACGUCUAUACUGAACUUCUACCGCACUGGGAAGUUGCACAUGAUGGAGGAAAUGUGCGCCCUGUCCUUCAGCCAGGAGCUGGACUACUGGGGGGUGGAUGAGAUCUACCUGGAGUCAUGUUGCCAGGCGCGGUACCAUCAAAAGAAAGAGCAGAUGAACGAGGAGCUCAAACGGGAAGCUGAUACUCUGAAGGACCGGGAGGGCGAAGAAUUCGAUAAUACGUGUUGUUCGGAGAAAAGGAAGAAACUGUGGGACCUACUAGAGAAACCAGGCUCGUCUGUAGCAGCCAAGAUCUUGGCAAUCAUUUCUAUUCUAUUCAUCGUGCUCUCCACUAUCGCUUUGUCUCUUAACACCCUCCCAGAGCUGCAAGACACAGACGAGUUUGGUCAGACAACUGAUAAUCCCCAGCUGGCCCAUGUGGAGGCGGUGUGCAUCGCUUGGUUCACCAUGGAAUAUCUUCUUCGCUUCCUUUCCUCACCAAACAAAUGGAAAUUUUUUAAAGGUCCUCUUAAUGUCAUCGACUUGCUGGCCAUCCUACCGUAUUAUGUCACCAUAUUCCUGACUGAGUCAAACAAGAGCGUGCUGCAAUUCCAGAAUGUGCGUCGGGUGGUGCAAAUCUUUCGAAUCAUGCGGAUUUUGCGCAUCCUCAAGUUGGCACGUCACUCCACUGGGUUGCAGUCACUGGGCUUCACACUACGACGGAGUUACAAUGAGCUGGGCCUGCUUAUCCUCUUCUUAGCAAUGGGGAUAAUGAUCUUUUCGAGUCUAGUUUUCUUUGCUGAGAAGGACGAAGAUGACACCAAGUUCAAGAGCAUCCCUGCCUCCUUCUGGUGGGCCACUAUUACCAUGACCACUGUUGGAUAUGGGGACAUUUACCCCAAGACCCUUCUGGGUAAGAUCGUUGGUGGACUCUGCUGCAUAGCAGGAGUGUUAGUUAUUGCCCUUCCCAUUCCCAUCAUCGUCAACAACUUCUCUGAAUUCUACAAGGAGCAGAAACGGCAAGAGAAGGCCAUAAAGAGACGGGAGGCUCUAGAGCGAGCCAAACGCAAUGGCAGCAUAGUGUCCAUGAAUGUUAGAGAGGCGUUUUCCCGUGGUGCAGAGCUUCUGGAUGUGGUGGUCAUGGACAAGGGUGAGAGAACCCAGGACAACCAUCUCUCACCCAGUCGAUGGAAAUGGUCAUCCAAGCGGGCAGCUUCAGAAACCAGUUCUAAUCGUUCCUUCAACCCAGACCAAGGUUCUCCUAGCAAGGCGAGAGCUUCUAGUCCACAGAGGCUUAACGCACAGAAACUAGAAGAGAUGUACAACCAGAUGGCAAAGACUCAGUCACAGCCCAACCUUAACUCCAAAGACAGAGGUUCUUCCCGAGCAGGCCAUAGAAGGGAUGAAAUUGAGCUGGGAGCCUUGCCAGGUCAAGGGGGCGACCCACUGAUUGGGGGUCGUGAAGGGGUGGUAGACAUGAAAAGUCUGUCAAGCAUUGACAGUUAUAUCAGCUGUGCAACAGACUUCCAAGAAAACCCACGAUUCCCCUACAGUCCGGCAGGAGGUCUAUCCCUCCCAGAGAGCUCUCGGUUCUCCCACAGCCCUGGUUCUGGCCUCUCUGGUCGGGUCAGUGCUAAUCCGAGUCUACAGACCACCUUGGAGCAUGUGACUAUGCUCACACCACCAUGUUCUGGUGCUAAACCUCUCAACAGCGAGGGUUCACGGCAACAAGGACUUCUCGGAAACUCUCAGAAAAUGCAUUCGGUCAGGGUGAAUCAUCGCAAUUGCGGGGAGGCCAGCCCAUCAGGUGGUCCUCUGUCUGACAGCUCUAUUCUUUCUGACCACUCCAUCCUAAGCCCCGAGGUGUCGAUCUACACUACAGCCAGCAGCAGGACUCCACCUAAGACACCCGAGAGAAAGGCAAUCACCCCUGCAGUCUUCACUUUUCACGACGCAUCCAUCAGCAAGUACAUCGAUGCGGACACAGAUGACGAGGAGCACUUGCGCGAAGGUGGCCCGUCGGAGCGCCUGCUGGGUGGCCUGAGCUCCAAGCCUCGGAUCAGUGGUUACCAGGGGGGCACCAACCACUUGGAAGCUGCCCAAAGGCUGCUCGGUCAGAACUGCCUAUUCCCACUGGGAAGUAGCCCAAGUGUUGGCCAUGAGAACCAUGUGGCUUCAGAGAACUCACGAAGGCCUAAAGGGGACAGGGGACAUUCCAACGCAUUUGAUAAGGGCCUCUGAGGCCUCAGGGUCGUGAGUUGGACUCCAAAAGGAGUCCAAGAAGGGAAAGAAGGCCAAGUUCAAUCAAGGACUUUGGGGAAAGCAGAGACUAAUGUACAAUGGAGAAUCAUUUUACAGGCAUCUGACCAGGGGGCAUACCCUGGUGACUUUAUGCGGGAGAGUUCACUGGAAAACAGUGGUCAUGUUACAUCAUUAAGGAACAGGAUCUUGAGGAUGUACCACUGCCUACACCUCUUGCCCUUUUUCCUCUUCUGUAAACAAGCCUGCAUUGGUGUGUUGCAGGGGUAAGAUAAAGCCAGAGCAGAUCUGGUCUACAGUUGUUUGUGAAAAGAGCAGAAUGUAUGCUAAAGCUUAAUUAGCUUGAGGCUGAACACUUACCAGACAUUUAAGCGCAAAUGUGUAUGGUAAAUCAAGGGGGACAGUCCAUCACUGCCCACGUCAGCUAGUCACUGUCCAGAGCCCACCUUAAAGAUUAGCAUUAUAGACAUGUUAUACCCUGUUUACUAGUGCACCCUUCCCCUGUCCCCUAAUAAACUGGCCUUACUUAACUGCAGUUAUGGGUCUGCAUACAGUAUGAGUGCUUGUGUGCAAGCAUAUUUGAAAUAGGGAGGGCUGAUGGUAUGAUAAUGUGCACGUAUAAAAUAAUUAACAUUCCUGCACACAAGCUCACUCUCCACAUGGUGUGUGAUUCUACUUGAUUAAUUUAUUUUUAUAUAGACAUGAAGAUUAUCUGUAGAAGUCUGUCUCAUAUUCACCAGUAUAAGAAUAAACCGUCAAUUGUUUCAUCGGAAGAGACCAAAAUCUGUUUAAAAUUACCUCCCCUCAUUUACUUGUGUCAUCUUUAAGACUUUUUUUUUUCUAGUUUGGCAGAUUUUAAAGGUAUAGUUCACCAAAAAAAGAAAAGAAAAGGAAGUUCUGUCAUUGUUUACUUUGUCUCAUUUCUUUCCUGUGUGCUAUAUUUCUUCUGUAAAACACAAAUAAGGAAUUUAUUUUUUAUUUUCUUUUUUUGUACAGCCAGUGGGGUCCGAUGUUGUUUAGACCCAAAUAUUCUUCAAACUAUCAUCUUUUGUGUUCCGCAGAAAAAAAGAAAGGCAUACAGGUUUAAGUGGGUGAGUAAAUGUGAUAAAAUUUUCUUUUUUGGGUUAACUAUCCCUUUAAAAUUCAAAAGGUGUUGUUUAAGAAAAUUACUUAAGAUGCGCUUCUUGCUGUGCUUACAUGUGUAAUAUUGUCUUUCAAAAAGCCCAUGUUUAUGACUGCUUUUUUUAAAUUAUGUAAAAGAAUAAUUACGUAGCACAUGCAUAUUGGCAGCCCAAACAGAAGCAACAAUGAGAACGAAUGGACAACACAUACCUCACCCUGUUGUUACCAGAUAUUGGUAAAUGAUGGAAGGCUAGAAUUAAAUCUGACCAAGGUAGAAACUACUGAAAAACUUCAGGUCAAUUCAACAUUUCAGUUAGAAUUACCAGUUUCAUAGCAGUAGAUGCUGUCUCAAACACAAAUAUUUCUGAAUAUAAGAAUAAAUAUAUAUUUCUAAAGUAUUUUCUAGAUGAUCAUACGAAGUGAGGGAGAUGGUCUCAUACUUUUGCAUUGCCAGGGUGAAUGUUUAUUUUAAAAUAUAUGAUUUAAUAAAAGGUUUUAUUGGACCUUUUGUGUCCUCAAUUGUUAUUCAGGCUCAACAUGCACGACGUAACCAAGAUGACCACCAGUUAAUCCCAAACAUUUAUCCUUUUUGAUAGAGAGCUCUGUAAUACAGUACAUAAUGCAUGGCCAUGUUUACCUCCAAAUUUAAUACAAUCCUUUCACACUGCACAAACUUAAUAUCCUUAAAAGGUUAGAUCCUUAUCUCCAACAUUGCCAUCCGCACCAUUCUGUAACCACAUGCAUACACAUAGUCCAGCAUGUAUUCACAGGUAUGUAGACAAUGUCCUGAAGAGGACUAUAUCCAGUUUCCAUGGUGACCACAAGCCCUCCCUGCUAGCGCUCGUAUCCAAUUUGAAAACUGGGAUAGUGAGGGCUAAAUUAGAUCAAAAUCAUACACUCAACUGCAUCCGUGUCAACAAAUAGCAUCACUAAAAGUCACAUUGUCAGAAUGUACUUGUCUUUUAGAAUAUGUAUGUGUGUGCAUGUGUUAUCAGGGGAGUGCAAAGAUGAUGGGGGGAAACUCGGCCUCUCCUGAGACUUGUGAGUGUGUGUACGCUUCUAUCCUUGUCUCAACGAUUUUAGCUGAGUUGAACUGAGGUGUGAACGGAAUACCAAUUUUCUGCAAGAGAGCGGGAGGAGGGUUUGAUUGGGAGAAAGAUGAAAACAAAUCUGCUAGUGAGAGGGAUCUUCCCUCUCCCCUCAAUAAAGAAUAAAUUAUGAAUGCAACGAUGUGUACUGCUUACUGUAAUGGUGGGAAAGGAAGCUGCUUUCUGAGUGCUAAGGUCCCUUGCUCCACUUGUGGUCUUUUAUGUGGAUAUUAUAUAAUAUCCAUGAUCUGUCGAGUGUAUGCUCCACAUUUGAUGCCCUAUUCAUUCAGUAGAUUCAUAUGGAGAGAACAUAGCACUAAAAUGUGACUUUACUGAAGCCAUUCAAAACUCUCUUUCCUGUAUCUGUGUUAGGCUGUGCCCUGAAGUCAAUGUCAACCCUGUUCGUUUUGUAAUGAUCCAUGGGUGAAUCUCACAAAGAAAUGUCUGACCAAUUUCACCCAAAAAUCAAAAGAAAAUAAUUUAAUAGGUGUAUUUUUAAAAUGAUUUAAGCCCCCAAAAAUUAUAUAUAUAAUUUUACAUUUACCCCCAAAAUUCCAGUAGCGCAAUAUGUCUUGAUGUUUGCUUUUGAAAACAUGCUUUUUGCUUUUUUUUUAACUGCAUGCUAAAAAUUUGAAAUUAGACUAAAAAUAAAAAAAUUGAUUUCAUAUAAUACAUAUACAUUUAGGGGGUGAAAAUCAGGGGAAAAUGUUCUUAAUUUGUCAUGUAAACAUUGUUAUAAUCAAAAAAAUCUGACUGGCUCUUAAUAUGGCUUUCAUUUUCUUUAUGCAAUGUGUAAUACCAUUUUUUUACCCACUGAAAUACAGAAUACAGAAUUUGUGAGAUUCACCCCCAUAUAGUCCAUGUUAAUUGUUCAAUCAGAGAUGUCAGAGAUUAGCAUAUGUUGUAUUAUUGCUGAUAUAUGUUCUGCAGAUGUCAUUCUGUAAAGUCCCACAGGAACAUUUGCAGUGCAGUGUGCAUAGAGCAUUUACAAAGAUUAGAGCGAAUUGUAUAUGGGUGUUUAUUUUAGGGAUUUUUCUUUUUCUUUUUUUUUUUUACACCAGUCUACAAACGGUGAUGACAAUCAGUAAUUUGAGUCCAAUGUCAGUGUCUUAUUGGAUGGUUUGAUAGCAUUAAUGGUGUUUUGUCUAAAAUACCCACCCACACGACAGUGCAGGUUGCAAUUCAUUAUGGUACAUUUAUAAAAUCCUUCAAAUUAAGUGGUAUUAAAAUUCCUCACAUAUGUGUCAAACUGUGACGACCUGAUGAUGCUUCCAGCAUCAACAUGGAUGCUGUUUGAAAAUUAAAUGUGAUUUUGUUAUUUUUGGUUUACAGUUGCAUUAGAUAAUCGGCACUUUGACUUUUAAUUCAGUUGAUUAUUAAUGAGAGGGUUUGUGAUGAUUUAUGUAUUUAAUUUCAACGAGAAAGCACAAAUAAGAUUUAUUUGAUUUUUCUUGUUUUCUUAUGAAAUUGUACAAUAACAGUGGUAACUAGAAGUAUGAAAUGUAGGAAGUAUUUCAUGAUUAAAGGAAUUACCGUAAACAUCCAUGUAGAAUUUCCAGGGAACUAAAAAAGAGAGCACUGUUUACAAUCCCUCCCUUGCCCUAAAUCUUCUACAAUGUUGUUUGUAGGUCUAAAGGCUGUUUGUUUUGUAAUCUUUCUACCUGUUGACUUUCUAUGCCGUUGUUUCUGUAUGUGUGUUAUGUUGUUUAAUGCAUGUCGUACCUCUGAAGCUGUAACUUGUUCUGUAUGUGACAAAAAGCCAAUUCCUUGUCUUGUAUAGGAAAAAGAGCCAAAAAUGUGUCAACAUGUCCUGAAAUCUUUAGAUUUCUUUGCAGUAUGAAGAAGAGAUAUCCCCCUCCCCCCUUGGUUGGCUGGAAUUCAAAUAAAUGAUACAGAUUAUUAAUUUUACCUAUUAUUCUGUGUUGUCAUUAGAGUUUAUAUGCAUGAAUUUGAAUGGUGUAUCUUACAGGCCCCUAACAAACUAAAAACCUAAUUCACACUUAGAAGUCAUUUGCUCUAAAGAAAAAUAACAAAAGCAACCACAUAUUUUUAUUUACUGCUAGUAAUAUAUUACUGGUUAAAAUUCAUUAUUGCUGCUGAAAGGAAUAGUUCACCCAAAAAUGAAUGGAUUUGGAGAAAUGUUGCAUUACAUGACUUGCUCACCACUGAAUCCUCUGCAGUGAAUGGGUGCCGUCAGAAUGUCCAAACAUCUGAUAAAAACAUCACAAUAAUCUACAAGUAAUUCACACGACUCCUGUCCAUCAAUUAACAUCUUGUGAAGUGAAAAGUUAAAAUUAUUAAGGUGUUUUAACUGUAAACCGUUGCUUCUGGCCAAAAUACCAGUCUAUAAUUCAUAAUAACGCUUCCUCCAGUAAA